Cyprinus carpio (common carp) is the source of this 1167-nucleotide messenger RNA. RefSeq names its product chromosome B15 C7orf78 homolog (gene cb15h7orf78). The record is from RefSeq and is a predicted model, not a curated record. Lineage: Eukaryota; Metazoa; Chordata; Actinopteri; Cypriniformes; Cyprinidae.
UCUUGCUGCCUGGCAACCUUGUUGUAUCCACUGCUCCAUGCUGAGCUGGCUUAAAUUUAUUUUAAUUUUUUUGAUCAAACACGGCCUUUGAACUCUUUACUGUCUACUUUGUCAUGGCUGAAUGACAGCCACGCUGCUGUAAGAAAGAUUAUUGCUCUGAGUGUAAAGAUGUGGCUGAUUCACAAUGAAUCUUCCGAGCCUUUGGAAACUCCCAUGUCUGUUGACCUCAGAAGAAACCUGCUCUUUUCUGUGAGUCAGAACUUGAUCUCAAGCAGGAGUUGUGGACUCAUCCCACCACACCCAGUAGUUCCCGUUGAUCCAUGGAACAUAAAGGCCCCCGACUUCACCCCAAAACUGUACAGAUCUUCGGGUUUGCCACGGAUCAAGAGCAAAAACAUUCACCUGGUUAAAUCAAACAACAGUGUGGAAGGAAAAUCUUUUAUUUUGGAAAAGAUUAAUGAUGUUACCCCUUCAAUAUUGCCUGGAUUUGAGCAAAAGGGAUGUAAAGCACGACCAUUUGUCAAAUUCUACAAACCACCAGACUCACUAGAGUCAAAACUGCUGUUUGUGAGAGCAGGGAUGUAUCCAGUGGGGCCGUACAAAGAUCCAAAACCUCAUAACUUCAGACCUUGUGCUGAGGGAAUGCCGGAAAUGGUGACCUCUUUAGAAAAGGAUCCUGGCUGCUUGAUCCUAAAGUCUCAGUGCCUAAAAGCAGUCAGUGACAGCCAUCCUGACCUGAACCCUUCUCACAGCGACACAGUGAGCCAAAUAGACACUUUCAAACCAGCAGAGCUUAAAUGGGACCCAAGGCUCAUACUACCAAAGACACCAUGGCCUCCAAAAUCUGCGUCUUAUACAAGACAUCGCCGCAGAAGAGGAGUAUAUAGUGCCUUAAUGGACCGAGUUGAAGAAAAGCUGACCAACUCCUGGAAGAAAUGAAUCUGGUUUAAGACAAAAGAAAGAAUUUUGUGUUGUGGUGUGCAGAUAAAGCUAGUUUAAACAUCAGUUUUCUGCUUUGUCUAAUGAGUCCUGCUGUUUUAUGGAGAACCCAUAAAACAGGAGAAUUAUUAUACACAUUUACAUUUAGUCAUUUAGCAGACGCUUUUAUCCAAAGUGACUUACAAAUGAGGACAAUGGCAAUCAAAAGCAAUCAAAAACAAGUGCUAU